This is a messenger RNA of Cyphomyrmex costatus, 625 nucleotides long. RefSeq names its product cytochrome b5. Lineage: Eukaryota; Metazoa; Arthropoda; Insecta; Hymenoptera; Formicidae. The record is from RefSeq and is a predicted model, not a curated record. The coding region runs from base 158 to 583 and encodes 141 amino acids. The transcript has 3 exons. Gene Ontology annotation, cellular component: intracellular membrane-bounded organelle; membrane. Gene Ontology annotation, molecular function: heme binding.
GAAAGACAGCUAUCCACUUUGCGGCUUCAAUUCAUCACUGAUUUACCAAUUGUGCAGUGACUUCAAAGCGACACUACGGGAAAAAAAAUACGUAGUCGUUGUAUAGUCGCGAAUUGCCUCUCAACAUAUCUACUACUUUCGAAUCAGUGAUACUAUAAUGGAUAUCUACACGAACGACGAAGUUGCCCGUCACAAUAACGCCAAGGAUCUAUGGAUCGUGAUACACGGUAAAGUCUAUAAUAUCACCAAGUUCCACAAGGAACAUCCUGGCGGUGAGGAUUUGCUGUUGGAAUUAGCGGGGAAAGAUGCGACAAAACGUUUCGAAGCCAUCGGUCACAGUAAUGAGGCGAUUCUUUUGCGCGAGAAUUAUAAAAUCGGAGAGAUAGUGGACAGUGUAAACUCCGAUAAAUCGAGAACGACACAUACAGAAAUAAAAGAACCGAUGGAGGAUAAUCAAGUAGAUUGGCACCAUCAAAAACCGAACAAAGAACAAGCGUCGUCCUGGCCCUCGAUGAUCAUGUGUUUCUCUUUCAUAAUUUAUGCUGCAAUAAUUUACUACUGGUUGAGAAAGCUAGUAUUCUAAGGCGAUUCACGUGCGCAAUUGAUUAAUUUUAGCAUAACGCUA